AUGAAGGCUAAGUAUUCUCGUGAAGUAUUAGAAAAUCAACAGCUUAUAAAGAAGAGUUUAUCUGCUAACGAAUAUCUAUAUAAAGUUCCCAAACCCGGUGAACGAUUUAAAUAUCCAGAUGUGGUAAAAAAGUUCAACAAGAAAAUAAAUAUUGAUUAUUAUAUCGAAAGUCUAUUUGGUCUCUGUGCCCGUUUUAUAAAUUAUGAUGAUAAAUAUCAACCAUCGCCUGAAUCCCUCUUGAAAGUCUUGAAUCGCAAAAAGAAAUCCAAGGAGAAGAAAUUAAAAAUUGCUAAGGAUUUAUUGCAAAAUAAUGACUCUCCGAAUUAUAAUAAGAAUAAUGCUAAAGCUUUAGCAUAUACUCAAAGACGUGAAGGAAAAUGCUUAGCUAGAGUUAGCCCUAAUAUUUAUUUAUAG
Molecule: messenger RNA, 414 nt
Organism: Racocetra fulgida
Lineage: Eukaryota; Fungi; Glomeromycota; Glomeromycetes; Diversisporales; Gigasporaceae
Source: the annotation of a GenBank genome assembly